UGUGUAGAACCGCCACUGAAUGUUACGUUAUGUAUUUUCAUAGUAUUGUGGAAGUUUGUAUCUGCACCAUCUUGGCUCUUCGUAGUAUCUUUGGUGUAAUGCUGCGCACUCCGACACAGCAAGCGGCGCUGUGCGCCUUCAAGUCGAGUCUGUGGAUUCGCCCCUCAAAACAACGAAAAAGAGGAGUAACUUUGAGCUAGAUGGGUCAAUAAAUGUGAUCCAGUCGGAGAAUCUCAGACAUGUACCGCUGGGUGUCGAGGCUGGCUGAGCAGCGCUGGCACUGUUCAGUCCGCUGUAUGAGCUCUGCAGUCAGGAGAAGGAGAGCCCUGCAGAGCGCCUUCCCGCUGCUGCAGCAGCCCCUGCAGCCCGUCCACCAACAUGUGUACCAAGAGAACCUGAGAAACAGCAACAGCUGCCACCAGCAGUACAUGGAGUGGAGCGAAAAGGUAAAGAAAGGUGGAGGAGAACUGGCCACCGCCAGACACACUCAGAGAAACAGGAAGCUGCUGGUCAGGGAUCGGCUGCGGCUCCUGCUGGACGAUGACGACUACCUGGAGCUGUCACCGUUCGCUGGUCUGGGUCUGCCAUACGGGGACAUCCCUUCAGCCGGCUGCCUGACGGGUAUCGGCAGGAUCAGAGGCCUGUGGUGUGUGUUCAUCGCCUACGAUGCGACAGUGAAAGGCGGCACAGCGUAUCCAAUCACAGUGAAGAAGAAGCUGAGGGCGCAGGACGUCGCAAUUCAGAACCGCCUGCCUUGUGUUUACCUGGUCGACACUGGAGGAGGCUUUCUACCACUGCAGUCAGAGGUCUUUCCAGAUAAGAACCACGGAGGAAGAAUGUUCUACAAUGAAGCCAUCAUGUCUGCUAUGAAGAUCGCACAGGUGUCGGUGGUGUGCGGGUCGUGCACGGCGGGUGGAGCUUACAUCCCCACCAUGGCAGAAGAGACGGUGAUGGUGCACCAGAUAGGGACCAUUUUCCUGGGAGGACCGCCACUCGUCAAGGCCGCCACGGGAGAGGAGGUGACGCCAGAAGACCUGGGAGGAGCCCGGCUUCACGCCGAGGUGAGCGGCUGCGUGGAUCAUUUGGCCUGGGAAGAAAAGGAGGCGUAUGAUUACACCAGAAACAUCGUGUCCACCCUCAACUUCCAACUGCCUGAGGAGGAGGACGAGGAGGAGACGAAGAGGAGGGAAGCUGAGGAGGAGCCGCUGUAUCGCUCAGAGGAGCUGCUGGGGCUCGCUCCGAAAUGUCACGACCACAGUCUGGAUGUUAGAAUGGUGGUCAGUCGGCUGACGGACGGGAGCCGCUUCCAGGAGUUUAAAGCUCGUUAUGGAGACACACUCGUCACCGGCUUCGCAAAGAUACACGGUCACCUGGUGGGGAUAGUGGCCAACAACGGGGAGCUGUCGUACCAGGCCGCACUGAAAGGAAGCCACUUUGUCCAGCUGUGUGACCAGAGAGACGUCCCCCUCCUCUUCCUCCAGAACACAGCACCCACUGCUGCUGCUACACUCUGCACAGAUCAGGCGGAGGUGGACAGUAACCGUCUGAAGGCUCAGGGCUCGAUGAUGUCAGCAGUAGCGUGUGCCUCCGUCCCCAAAAUCACCGUGGUGAUCGGUGGUUGCCACGGCGCCGACAGCUACGCCAUGUGUGGGCGGGCCUUCGACCCUAACUUCCUGUUCCUGUGGCCCAACGCCAGAGUGUCGAUGGCGGCUCCGGGUCACGCCGGCUCUCUGCUGUCCCCUGACAGCGAGCAGCAGCAGGAGGAGGAGAAGAUGAACCAGAGACUGAAGGAGGAGAGCUCAGCUUUCUUCUCCUCCGGCAGGCUCUGGGACGACGGAGUCAUUCUGCCUCAGGACACCAGGAAGGUUGUCAGAGACUGCCUGGACAUCAUCAAACAGCAGCAGUAUCAGCUCUCCACAGAGAAACUACAGUCUCCACUUCUACGGAUAUAAAAGCUUCCAUCCUUCUUCCUCAUCACAACAAACAUCUAUCCAUUGGUCAUGUUUCCCCAAUUUGUGCACUGAAAUAAUCAAGAACUAUAAGUGUAACUAUGUGUGCCUCGCAGAAAUGUUGUUUUGUUCAAACACAGUUUCCUCUCAGGCUUUCGGUCCACUAAACUACAACGCUAUAGUUACUUUGUGGGGCUUUUACUUUGAAAAACGGCCUUAUCCUAGUUUUCCUGUUCAAACACAAGCUGUGUCCCAAAGUCAAGGAUCCUUCCUUGGUAGGAUCCUUCCUUCAGAGUCGGGUCUUCCGGAGGCGAGGCAAGAGUCCUUCCAUCACUGCGAUAACGGACAAAUGGGACAGCCUUCAGUGUGCAGGUGUGCGUUGUUGCGUAAUUGGACGUCCUGCUGAAAUUCAGUGCCGCAAUUUCAAAAUCAGUUCACGACAUGGACGUGUUUUUGGCAUCAGCACUCUGACACAUAUUAGUGGAAAUGGAAGAAGAAGCUUUAAGGUUGAAUUUCCACGAUUUAGCAAGUAAAAGCCACAAAGUGGAUUAAGCCUGAAUUUUUCACUGAUCCUGGCUGAAUAUUGCCACUAUUCAGUUUCAUAAAAGCAGCGGAGCAUAACUCACCAUGGAAACCUGUUCUGUGAUUUUUUUAUUCUAUUUUACAGUACAGUACAAUAACAGUUAUUUAUAAAUAUCAAUAACGGAUAAUAGCGGACUUUCAGUCCCUGUAAACACAAUAAAGAAAUGUAUAACUUUCUGAAUGGCAUAGUAGCGUAUUACCUUUGCACAUACUACAUCAUCAUCUGAUGCAUAUAAAUGAAUUAACAAUAACUUUGGCCACUGAGACGGCAUUAAUUAACUUAACUGGCAAUGUAUCAAAAUGAUAUUUAUUAUCUUUUAGCUAAAUAUUCUGGCGUUUAUGGAUAUGGUUUGCGUGACUAUGAACACAAGUUUUGUAAGUUAUGUGAAAACAUUAACACAUCAGUUUACACAUCAGUGUAAACUGAAAAUACUUGUAUAUUUAAAUUCAUGUUGCGCCGCCAGCGUCGCGUUUCUUCACUCGCCAUUUUUAAAUCUCUGUGCGCAAGGCAUUAUGGGUACUCGGGGCGCACGGAGGAUACACACAUGCAUCCUUGGAAUUUGGGCAGAAGAAGGACUCUGUCCUCCGGAGGAUCCUGGACAUUGGGACAGUCCUUCAGCUGUCGAUGUUGAUGACGUAGUAUCCUUCAAACUCAGCCGUUUGAGGAUCCUUCCUUGACUUUGGGAUACAGCUACGGUUUCCUCUAUUCUGCUAAACAACGAUGUUAUAGUUACUUUG
Messenger RNA from Centropristis striata (black sea bass), 3269 nucleotides. Its product is annotated as methylcrotonoyl-CoA carboxylase beta chain, mitochondrial-like. The coding region runs from base 240 to 1952 and encodes 570 amino acids. Gene Ontology annotation, biological process: L-leucine catabolic process. The record is from RefSeq and is a predicted model, not a curated record. The transcript is spliced from 12 exons. Gene Ontology annotation, cellular component: mitochondrion; methylcrotonoyl-CoA carboxylase complex. Lineage: Eukaryota; Metazoa; Chordata; Actinopteri; Perciformes; Serranidae. Gene Ontology annotation, molecular function: methylcrotonoyl-CoA carboxylase activity.